ACCCACCUCAUCGUACAGCCACUUGCCCUUUUACACAACCCAUUCGUUUGUUUGUACCUUCACACCUCUCACCUGACGACCUGAGAAUGGCCGAUACUACGUCACAGCCCCCGCCCGAUACCGUUAUGGAGAACGAGGAGUUGGACCCGACGGUCGAGGAUGAGAUCAACCCCGACGCGACACAACCUGACGCCAUGAACCUCGACGGCGCAAACGACACGGAGCCGCCAGCAACAAACGGAGUCACAGAUGGCGCGACGGCCUUUGAAGCGCGGAUACCAGCGAAGAAGGACGCCACACUGCGAGAGUUUCUGGGGAAGAUGGACGAGUAUGCGCCGAUUAUACCCGAUGCGGUCACCAACUACUACUUGACACGUGCCGGUCUACCACCCCCACCUCAGACGUCGCAGCAUCUCGCUCGCCUCCUUGCCCUUGCGACGCAGAAGUUCAUCGCAGACAUCGCCGCCGAUGCAUACCAGUUCUCACGCAUCCGGUCAUCCAACACUACGAGUAACAAUCCUAUGGGCGGACUAGGAGGUGCGGCAGGACCGCAGGGUGCGGCAGCCCCAGGUGGAGCGCAGGGCGGGAAGGACGCUGGUGCAAAGGCGAAGGACUACAACCUUGGCAUCGCGCGUCCAGGUUUUGGAGGCGGCGGCCAGGGUGGAGGUCAAGGACGCACUGUUCUGACUAUGGAGGACCUGGGCAUGGCAGUGGGCGAGUAUGGCGUCAACAUCAAGCGCGGCGAGUUCUAUCGGUAGAGGUUUCGGCUGGACAUUUCGAUUAAACUUUCAGGCGUUGGGGCGGUUUCACAGGCGCAUGGUUUUACACAGACAUUGGGCUGAUCACAUUUGUACGAUAUGAGUACAUUUUUUGGCUUCCAAAAAAACCAUUGAUACCCGAACUCCCAUCUGAUGCAACGCGAUGCC
Messenger RNA from Dothidotthia symphoricarpi CBS 119687, 926 nucleotides. Its product is annotated as transcription initiation factor IID, TAF10 subunit. Gene Ontology annotation, cellular component: SAGA complex; nucleus; transcription factor TFIID complex. Gene Ontology annotation, biological process: transcription initiation at RNA polymerase II promoter. Lineage: Eukaryota; Fungi; Ascomycota; Dothideomycetes; Pleosporales; Dothidotthiaceae. The coding region runs from base 87 to 758 and encodes 223 amino acids. The transcript is spliced from 2 exons. Gene Ontology annotation, molecular function: RNA polymerase II general transcription initiation factor activity; promoter-specific chromatin binding. The record is from RefSeq and is a predicted model, not a curated record.